AUGGAACCAACAGUUGUGUCUGGCCCUCUGGGGCACACACAGUGGGAGUCAGAACAGCCAUUUCCUCUUGGAUUUAACAGGCUGGAUAGUUCAGACAAUGGAGAUGUGCUCUGCCCAAACAAGAGUGGUCAGGCAGGUUUGGAUUUCCGAGAUGAUGUCCAGGAUCAGACAUCUAAGCCAAAUGAAGAAGAGAAGCCACUGGAGUUGGACAACCUGAUAAAUAUCGCAGAUUUUUCUUGUGGAGCUUUUCAGUUGGAUGGAGAGAAGUCCAUUAUUUCACAAACCUCUCUCCACGGUGCACAUUUAGAGGAGUUUUCCUUUACAGAUAAAACUACUGGACCCACUGAAACUUUAAAAUGGCUUUUUUCUCCUAAUCUCACAAAUGUAGUUGGAGAAACUUCUAAGGAACAGAGUCUUACACAUGAAGAUCUGGUUCCCCCAUCAAAGACUUCCAGCAUAAACAAGGGGGAUCCUCUUUUGUUGGUAGACCUUUUCUCUAAUGAAUUCUCCUGUCCCCCCUUAGAGUCCUCAGGUGAGUUGAACCCACGGGGUGUCAGUGAAGAGCUGAUAGACCUGUUACAAGAGGAGCAGGCAGGUCCCCCUCCCUUGCAGAGCAGAGAGACUUUGUCACCUGAAACUGGAGACAAAGGUUUAUGCCCUGAUCAAGUGACUGAUCUGCCUGUAGCCUGUAGCACCACUCUGCAAGAUUUACCAGAGAACUCCCCCCCUCAUGACCACAUCAGCACGUUACAGGAGUCUUUACAGGGAUCUGUGCCUUUGUUGGAUUUAGAGGUGCCAGAUUGUGAAAGCAGUCUGAGCCUUUGCCCCGUCAGUCCUCCCUCUGUUGUCUGCACAGGUGAGCCUUUAAGUUUUUCAACUGAGGAGUUACAGGUGGAACAUAAGGAAACUACUGAAAUUAGAGAUCUGACUUCAGAGCAGCCAGGUGAGAAUGACUCAUCUACGAAAAGUUCAUCAGGUGAAGAUUCAACACUCACUGUGCCUUGGGCUGAAGAUGCCUUCACACAAGGUGAUUUCAAAGGUGAGAGUUUAUUGGUGAAAAAUGAGUCCGAGGAUUUGAUGGAGGACAAGAUUUGUACUCAGGGGAAUGAGGCAAUGGCUUUGGAUCUGUGCUUAACUGCUGAUGAGGUUCACAAUAAGGAAACCUUGGACUUGAAACCCCAGGAGGGGGUACAGGAGGAGAGCAUUCCUGGUCUUACACCAGAGCCAAAAGAACAGGAACGGUCAACGGACACCAACAACCUGGAAGGACAAGACUACUGUGGUGUGGCUUCUUUGGAUUUUCCAGAUCAGGACUUGCACACUCCAUCUUCAGAGCCAGAAUGGACUAGAGAACAAACCAUGGAGACAAUUUCCCUCUCUAAGAUGGGGGGAGAUGACUCACUGCCAAUGGUCUCAGCGGUGAACUCGAGGGAGGAAGAUGCCUCUCCGCUUAAAGCUGUGUUCGAUGCUUUAGACCAAGAUGGAGAUGGAUUUGUACGAAUUGAGGAGUUUAUGGAGUUUGCUGCUGCCUACGGUGCCGAUCAGGUGAGAUGCCUCACUUUGCUUUUUUAUUGCCCCGUUUCAGACUUCUUGAAAAUGCAUGCUCUAUGUAUAACUAUAUAAAGCUCCAUAAAUCUGAAUGAUUUAUUAUUGAUUUUCUGCUGAACCUCUGAGAGCUUCCCUGCAAAAAAACUACUUUAUUCAAUCAGCUGGGAUCCAUCCGGCUGACAGCACUUAGCUACUUCUAAGUCUGGUCGUUUAGGAUAUCAUUUGAAACUCAUUAGUGUUAAAGGAAACGUAGCUGCUGGACUGCUGGAUCGAAUGUGUCUCCUACCAAGCUGCUCCAAACAUUGAGUACAGUGGAAUUGGCUAAUUCCCCAACAUAUUAAAACUAUGCUGGGAUUAGUUAGUCGCCUGCAAUUGGUGAGUGUGCUUGAGCCGGGAUUUGGAGAUAAGUCUGUGUAGCAUAUUGGCUGUAAUGAAUUCUGUCAGGCCUGGCAGUCCUCCAUAUGUCAAACGACAAACACGCAUCCUCAUCAUUUGCAUAUCCCGUGGUUUAGGGAUAAUCUCCUGUGAAAUGGCUCAUGCGUCUGUCUCACUCCACCCAUGACCCCCACCCAUUUGUUGCACCUCUAGCUGCAGGCUCUGCACAUUUUGUGACAGUCCUCAACAUUACGAGCAAGAAAUUGAUGUGAAUAGCUCAUAAAAAUGACUCAAAUUGGUUAAAGUUUAAUCAAUAGUCUUGCGAAUCAGCAAUGUUAAGGCCUAAAUGAGCAGUGGCAGACAAGUUUGUUUCCUAGCAGCCCAUUAUAAUUUGUCAAUCCUUUUCUCUUGAGAGAACUUUCUCAUUUAACAGCUUCAUCCACACGAUUCUCAGGUUCAGUGCUUUCUUACGCUUAAGGUUUUGGUUCUCUCAGAGUUUGGUCUCAAGAGUGAAUAUGACAUCAGUUUCAUUUCCUGUCAGAUGUGCUUGUCUGUUGGCUCUCCUUCAUAAUGUUUACAAGUAUCAAAUUGAGCUUCAGUGAGUGAUCGCACCGUUUGCAAAUAAUUGUAAAAGGGUGGAUACAAACCAUGAUGUAACUUAAUUAGAACAGUAUUAGAAGUUUGCUGUGAAAUGCACCCCUAUGAGCAAGCAUGAGAUAUCUUUCAACUCAUAUACUGGUCAGUAUUCAUUUUUAUGAUAUUGUUAUGGACAGUAGGGGUGGAAGAAAAAAUUUAUACAGCAUAGUAUCAUCUGUCUCAAUCUGUUGGUCCUCAGCAUACACACAGAGUGAUGCUGUUUUACUAAUGCUAUCUAAUCCCUCUGCGCCCACUUCAAAGUGCCUCUAUUGCCCCCAAUCUGUCCUCUGUAAGGCUGUUAGUAUCUGUGGAUCCCCAGGCAGGGAACAGUGCAGGAUUAAGAGUAAAAUGCAUUGUCCUGAGUCAGAGGGACUCCAAUGAGUUAGGGGCCUCCCGUCAACGGCCCAUGACCUUGUGUUUGAAGACAGAAAGUUGCCCCGAUAGUCUAAUUCAAAUCAUAUUGUCACCUGCUGCUUUACAAGGUCGAGCUAAAGGUGACACAUUUACAUGACACUGAAAGUGAAUUUAUCUUAAAGGUGUGGUCUGUUUAAAUGUCACUCAAGUCUCUGCGGUAUCUGGUGGAUUUACACUGCUUCACCUUCAAGGAGUGGAUGUUGGAUGUUCUGUCCUAUAUAAGGUUUCUUGGACUGUUUUAACCAGAUUGUGCAGCUUAAGUACUCGUGAGUCCGACUUUGUGUUUGGCCUUCAAACAUCUGGUUUCCAAGCCGCAGGAGCUAAUUUGUGCGCGUACGGGAAACUCCUCUUAGAUUUCUGUUGGUUUUUUUUUUAAUGAUCAGAGAGAAGGAGAGUUUUCCUUUCACAUUUACAACAGGUAAGACGGGAGCAGAGUGACUUAUCGUCAGAAUUUGGAGAAUGUUACAUAAUUCAUAUAACCUUUCAGGGGAUUUUGCAUUCAUUGGCUUAACUCAGUGAUCUGUGGGAAAGUCAGGGCUGAUCUUUGAAGGUCUAAAGGCAGCUGUUCAAGUGCUGAUUGUCUCACGGCUGAGGUAGCAAAUAGUCCACUCUUCUUAUAUGAGACUCGAUUAUGUGCACUUCUUGUAUUUGAAUACGCUCUGCCUUGAUAUGUCCUUGUGUUUCUGAAGAUAAAAGUGGUCUGAAUAACCACCACGCCAGAGUGGCUUAGAUUAGUGUAAUUUACUGUGGACCACAGCAGUAACACAAGUAGUGUGGUUAAAAGAAAAACAGCCAUCAACCGCUGCCAAUUCAAAAGAACAUUCAUAAAUAAGACAAGCAUUUGGUUUCUUUGUCCUUCUUUGUGCUUCUACAAGUUUUAUGUAUAAAAUUUGUCUUCUUGUUGUGUUCCCCUAGCCAACAUACAACAUUAUUACUCUAUCUGCUUUAUUACAAAUACAGGAUUUAGUACUUUCAUAUAAACGAUAGACUUUAAAAUCGAGGGUUUUAAGCAGGCCAUUCAUGUGUAUUAUCCUGUACCGCUUUGCAAACAUCCUGGCAACCUAUCAAGAGACAGCAGGAAGGUAUUCAUGAGGUAUUUGCAUGCAUGAUCAGCUGGCGCUUGUAUGCUUAGCAUGCAAAUUUUUCCUCCCGAAUUAUUCCAGGAUAUGAUAGUGACAGCGUUCAGACACACACACUGCAUUGUGUGUUGUGUGACUACUGUCAUCAUAAUGUUAUGUGAGAUGGCAUGUAAUGUUGAAUUUUAAAAAGCUAGGCUGUCGACUCCUAGUCUUGUUUAAAGGGCAAACAUAUGCUCUGUCAUUUUAAGUCAAAUCAAAGAUGUUCCGCUUUGAAGACCCACCACUUGCUCUUUCAUGAUUUGAAUUCAAGGGGCCACCACUACCAUUUCUUGGAUGAGACAUGGUUUUUAGAUCCAGGUUAUCAUGCAAGAUAGGAUUAGGAGAAGAAGGUUGAUAAACUCUAAUUUUGACCCACCUCUAUUCAAGCACUGUGCAGGUACUACUAUACAUUUCUGAAUGAAUAAUAAGAGGUCUAAAUGAUGUGUCCUGUAGGCAUUGCCAGUUCUGGGGAUUUGAUUCCAGAGAUCACGCUAACCACCACUUACUGGUUCCACUCCCUGGUUUUGACCCUGAUUUCACACAAAAGCCUCACUGAACUGCAUUGUGGCCGCGUUUCUCUCAUCUGUCGGCAGUCCCAACCCUACUUUGGCCGGUGUCCCCCCCCUUACCCACUGCUUUUAUGUGCUGCCCCUCUAAUCCACAAUGGAAUGUCCCAUGCCCUAAAACAUCCCCUCUCUUGAGUCCACUUUUGUGUGUGCUAAUGUUUGAUAUCCAAAGAUCAUUCUGCCUUUUUGAAAUCAUCUUUUGCCAGCCCGCUAGGCAUAUGAUCAGAGUUUUGUUUAGAAGCUAUUGUGAAAUCCCCUCCAGGAAAAACUUUUUUUCUCCAAAGGGUAUUCUUCUCCAUGGGGUUACGCACAGCAGUGGUCUGUGUGGAGGCAGCCAGGCGUGCCCCGGCACUGAUUAAACACAAAUAGAGGAAACAGAAAAACCACAGAGCCUGACAGAGUUUCGUUUGAAUUUGGUUAUCUGUCUUGUUGCUGUCUCCCAAGGCUGUGCUUAUGAAAUUUAUCAAUGCAAAUUACUACGUAACACACACAAAAGAUAAUACUGAGAGCUGCUUUUUGAAAAUAAAGACAUCGUCAUAGAAAGUCGACAUUUAAGUGCAAAAACAGAAAAAUCUCAAAUAGAUAAUUAUUUAAAAAAUGAUUAAAAAAGGUCUUCCUGUCCACCAUUCAGAAAAUCAGUGAUGACAAACACACAAAGUGCCUUUUGUUGGAUGUAACUCUUUCUUUUUAAGCUGCAACAGGGAAAGUAUCAUGACUCUACUCGGGGUGGAAGAAAAAAUCGAUACAGCAUAGUAUCAUGAUAAUUUGUCUGGUGAUAUAUCGUAUCGUCUCAUUUACCAAGUAUCGAUUUCUCAAAUUAAUUACUAUUGUGAAGUCAAAUCUAUAAUAAUGGAAGAAUUAAAUCAACUGUUUGUCAGUGAGGUUUGCAGAGGUUACAUCAUAGAGCAGGAGAAAGUUAGUGCAUCAUAUAUAAGGUUUGCAAGAUGUGCUACAUCAAAAUAAAAUACAGCGUAAAUAAGACAAACGUAAAGGAAAGACAAAUGCUAAAUCAGCUAAACAGUUGAAAAAAAUUAUAAUUUACAAUAUAUAGUAUUGCAAAACUGACUGUAUUGCAAAAAGUUAUGAAUUGCAAUAAUAUCGUAUCGUGGCCCAAGUAUUGUGAUGAUUUCGUGUCAUGGGGCCGCUAGUGAUUCCUACUCCUAGACUUUCCUACCAAGUCUUUCUAGUUGAAUGCUGCCAAAUACUACUUACUGAACAUUUAAAGGAAUAAACAUGCGUUUUGUCUGGUUAAGUGUGGCACUGAACUUCAAAAAUAAAGACCAAAUACUUAAGUACCCAAAGAAAAAAACUAGGUGCUUUCAAUGUUAUUACUUCAGGUGAAAUAAGUAGGUUUAGUUGGGAAAGUUCAACAGCUAUGGAGAGAUUGUUACAUUGUUUUAUGGCCAAAAAAACUGAACUGCAAUCCUAUUCACCUUCCAGUUUUUAGGUUAGACCUCGAAAUAGCCAGCAGGCUCUGCUCACAAGACCUGAGGGGCUUGGCACUCCAGCAGAGGCUUAACAGCACUGAUGUAGGCCAUGGAUAGCUUCCACUUUGUAGUAGAUUUAUAUUCUUCAUGUUGCUCUGGCUGUCAAAGUUCUUAAUCAAACCUGUGCAGUGGUGUGUCAUUAUUGUUGUAUGACUCACCAGGCUCGAGCUACAUGCACAAAUGUAGACUGAUUGAAUGCUCGGUGUGAUAGUUAUGUAAAAAUGUCAUCAAGACCACAGACACCCAGAGUUAAAUCCCCACAGGUUUCUCACCUCAUUCAGCAGCAGAGGUGUUUCUGCAUAGCUGCAUGGAACAUAUGAGCUGUGACGCUCCAUUAUGAAACAGAAACCUGAAAGCACAGUAUGAACAACACACAUCUCACUGACCUCUGGAAAAGAAAACCCUAACCGUUACAAUAAAUAGACAGCAAAGAAGAGGAGGUGGGAGUGGGUUGAGCCCAAACUUAGCAUUGCUGUGUUGUUAACCACCAUUCAGGCAGAUGAGCCUCCACCUCUGCUCUUACCAAGCACAGCUGGCUUUAAUUCACCAAAUGUAGAUCGUAAGCCACCCGGGUUUAUUAGCCGUUUCAGCCUUUUCAACCCUCUUGAGUCACAGCUCAGCGUUGCUAAGCAGAUCAGCUUGUUUUCAUGUGUAACCAAAAAGCCACACAUGGCAUGAAAGUUUCUGAAAUGACCAUGUUCACAUUGUGUGUUCACUUUCUUGGGGGAUAAGUGAACCGAGACCACAAAAACCCCAGCCAACAUACGCCAAGGAUCCCUCCCAGUUAAUUUAGUCAGCGACACAGGCCUGAAAUUACACUGUAAUAAUGGGUUAGGGCAAUUUGUGUGAUGGUUGACAUUUGACUUAGUCUAUUAUUUAUGUAAAUAGAUUUUAAUUGCGUGGUGCUCCUGAUAAUCUUGCAUGUAAAGUUCACAAAUCUUGAAGGGCCAAUUACAUAGAUUGUUAACGCUAGCCAGGGCAGCGUGUUAAGAAAUGUGUGUACAUGGAGACUGACAGUACAGAUUCGACAACAUUUGAACAAACACCACAAAUCAGUCAGUUUUAAGCCAGACGAGAUGGCUAAUCCAAUGUGCACUGUCGUUUUUACGCUCUGAGAUCCGGUUGUUACAGAACUCACAUCCCCCUGUUGCCAGGUUACUAGCUGUAGGAAUAUACAGUGUGUAGCUGCACUUAUGUAACCAGUUUAAGGCCUAAGUGCAGCAGCAUUUCUGUGCACAGGGAGAUAUAUAGUUUUAUGUUUUUUAAAUGCAUGCAUUUUAUUAAACACUGUUGUAGGAUUACUCAUUGCAAUCUGAAGACUUCUUCUAAUUUAACAUCUAGUGUGUCUUACAUGACAAUAUGUCUGAGUUGUGAGAACACUCAGUUUGCAACCACAAAGCCAAAAGUAGCAUUUUAUUCUUGUCAUAUGUGAAGUGAAAAAAAAAAAAGUACCCUUUGUACACUUGUAAACGUGCACUUGCCUUGUCUGCAGGAUUUCACUCUGGAGUUUAUAGGUUGUCUUUAUUGGUGACUUUCUGCUCCUGUAAUCAAAGUAUCUUUACAUAAUUCUGCUGUAAACUCAUCAUGUGAGUACACUGACCUUAAGAUAGGCUUCUUUUUUUAAGUUUGAUCCAGACAAAUUGGCCUUUCCCACUGCAUGGGAUUCUUUUUUCAUUGAAUCCAAUAUGCAAACAUCACACUGAAGCUGUUUGCAACCAUGUGUGAAAAACUUCCCCUUACAUCAUUUAGGACAUCAGCAUUAAACAUCCAGGCAGAAUAAAUAAUAUAAGGUUAUGGAGGAGGGAUGUUUUCUUGUGCUGCCAUGAUGGAAUUAUAUUUGAAUGUUGUGUUUCUUUUGUCUCUCAGGUGAAGGAUUUUACCAAGUUUUUGGACCCCAGUGGUCUCGGAGUGAUCAGCUUUGAAGACUUUCACCGUGGGAUCUCUGCAAUCAGUAAUGGAGGUGAGUCAUCAGAUGCACUAUUUUUAUACUGUCUGUGUUUUCAAGGAUGUUUCACUCUUACACUCAAGACCAGCUGUUCAAUGUGAAACCCUUUUCUUACUGUUGUGUCCUCUUUCUGCAAACUCAACUUGACAGUUGUCAAAGAAAUGGAGGGAUUCUACAUGAAACCUCCCUCUGUAAAAAUAUCCCGGCAUAAAACAGUCUUGAUGUCAAAUAGAUUAUUAAUACAGAACAGUUUUUGGGUCAUAUUGAUUUAAAGGGUUGUGCAGAAUUAGUGAUACAGUAAUAUCAAAUAUUGUGAGAGUAAAUUUGUUUUCACAACAGCAUGCCAAAUGUUCCACCCCACACAUUGAUACAUGAAAUGGAUUAAAAAUGCCCUUUUCUUAAAUUCUUGUGAUCACAACCAACCACCACUUCUGUCCAAGUUCAGCAUGUGGCCUCUUGAGCCUUCAAAUGCUGUGAACAAGAGAGAGAGCAACAGCGGUCGAGUGACAUAGGGGGAAAGUUUAAAGAGCAACACCUCCUAAUAAAAAAAGGUGAUGAAAGACAGGAAUAAGGUGUCCACAGUUCAGCUCAAAUAUGCCAGAAGGAACAAAAAUGUAUCCUUUGUAAAUUCUAUGUUCAGUUUCCACUGUUAAUUUGUCUUCCCAUAGCUGUUUAUGUCUUUCCUUUGUUAUUUUGGCUAACCUACAUUUAACGUUGUUAUGCUAAAAAUAAAAAAAUAAAAGAUUGCAGCAACAACAAACUAAUUGCCUCUGCAGCAAAUUCUUGCACCUACAUCUAAUCCUGAGCAUCUGGCUCUAUCAGUGAGAAUUCCCCAUGGUGCCAAAUAUUGUUGUCAACACAGUAUGUUCAUACUUAUCGCCCAGCUGAGGUGAGGGACAGCCUGGAGACUGACCCACAUUCUCUGUAAGUGGACUCAAAAUGCUGCUGUUCUGUUUAUAACCAUUUUCCUGGCUCUCUGAUCCACUUUGAAAACCUGUUCAGUUUGAAGUGACACAUAUUCUGUGUCGCUCUGAAAAUGGGGACAUAGUGUGAAGGAUUUUACCUACAGUCAUGAGUGUACAUGAUGGAUACAACAAAAUUCUUAUCUUUAUGAAGAGUUUUAACUCCUAAGCAACUUUGACAGCAAAUGAUAGUCAUGUUGAUUUCCUGUACAGGUCAUAAUGGCAUCAUUACAUAGGCCAUAGUCCAUCCAGCCUAUUGAUCUGUAGUACUCUUUUCCUUUAGCCCGUGAGGUUGCGCAGCUUGGGUUACUCGCAGCAUUAAUAAGUCAUGCACUGGAAAGCAUGAGAUACACACAUGGGCUUACUGGCAAGGUUUCAGAGCGGGAGUGGCAGCGAGAUGAGGUUGAGCGGAGAGUCCUGUUCAUCUAAAUAAUUCACCGUCUUUUCUCUUAGCCACUGUUCUCUCUCUUUCUCCUUUGUUUCUUUGCUCCUUGUCAGUAGUUGGAAGCCAGAUUGAUAUGAACUGACAAUUUCUUAGAACAGAACAAAUGAGUUUUUUAAUGUAGCACUUCUGUGUCCUAGGUAUCUGUUCAUUUUAACCUAAGAUCACACAAAUCAAUAUGAUACUGUUGCUUUUUAACUGACCGUGUCAUGUUUUCAAGUGAAAAAUAUGUUUUAGAUUUCCAUUUAGCUACUAUGAUUUUUUAUAUUUUAUAUAUAUCUUACCAGAUAAAAUGUUAAAUACCUCACACAUAAUGAUGACGAAUAAUGACACAUUUCACAGUUUGGCUCUUUAUGUAUGUGGAGUGCAGCAAUACGGUUAAAAACACAGCAGACCACGCAUUAAGAGGUUCCAUUCACUCACAACUGCAGCUUAUUGUUGCUGGCUGCUUAUCUAUCUGGAACAUCUAUUGUGGUCACAGUUUGUGUUCAACUCGUCUCCUUGUCACUUACAUUGUAGUAGUUUGAUUGACCCUUUAUCAAUCUAUUGUUUUGCUUCAUGGUUACUAUUGUCACCAGGACUACAUUUUCUGUCUGCGUCCUGAUUGACAUGACAGUCCACUUGCAUGUGCGCAUGUUUUGCUGUCCUCAGUUGGAUAAACUCUUUUUAAUAUUUCCCAAUACACACGUUAGGUUAUAAUGAUGUCAUGACUCUCAAUCAUCAUCUUAUGUUUUUGUUCCUCUGUUUUCCUUCCUCUCUUAAGUAGUUUCUGUGGAAUGAAUCUGGGAAAUGAAUCAGAUAUUUCAGGCUGGGAGAAAGUUUCCCAUUAGAGUGUGAACAUCCAACCUCUGAUGUAACUUCCCCAGUUACUCACACAUUGCUGACAGAAUCCCACUCUGCUUGUAAAGCUGAAUAACAACUUUUUUUUUUUUUUGCAAAGAAACUAUUGACCUUUAGAUCAACUCCAUCCAUGUUAUGUUAUUUGUCACAGUUGCCACUACCUUUGCUGUAGACAUGCAAAACCUGCUACACCAGCUCCUGACAUGAUCCCAUAUAAGCUUUAUUGUACUCAACCUUCUUUCCCACUUAAUUUCAGCACUACUCGUAACUCCCUUUUUAAUAAAGACAGACCUGCAGGCCAUGGAAAUGCCUUCACCCCCUGUAGUUUCUUUGGCAUGUCUGGAACAACAAGAAAAUAUCAGCGUCCUCUAAUAUUUUGACAAUAGGCCAAAAGACUGCAGGUGUGUUGCUCAAACAGAAGCCAGCUUCUCCAAAGCCCCUUUGGGUGCAGACUCAUUUCUUUUGAACAGUCUGCAAUGUGUAUAAGUCACCAAGAACAGCGGGGUUAUGUAAGACCAGAGGGCACAAAAGCCCCCUGGUGUCUACUGGAGAGCACUGUUUGUGUUGUACUCUGAGUAGGGUGCUAGCCACAGCUCUGUUUACUAGAUACAGGAGCUGCAGUGGCUGAUGGGACUUGUUUGCACAUCUCAGGUUUCAUUGUAGGUGCUCUAAAAGCAGCCUGUGUUGACAAAUCUGACUGGGUCACUUCUUGUCCCUUUUUAUUGUUUUAUUUAGCUCACAACCUUAUGAAAGACAUUCUACUGCCCUUUAAAUCAACAUGUAAAAGUUACAUAAUGUUUACGGUCACAUCACACUCAGGUUGCUGACUAUAAAUAUACCAAAGUAGGGCAGGUAGGACAUGAGCUCUCAAAUGUGCUAAUGUGUUAAUGAGAGCAUGCAUUAUGGACAGAAACACAAGGUCAUCAAACACAUUCAACAUCAAUCUGGAAAUCUUUUUAUACCUUUAAAAGUUAAAAUCUUUAGAACACAAAAAUGUACUCAGAAUGCAAAAAACGUUUUAAAUUUGAUGAUCAUAUCCUGUAUAUUUUAUACCCAAACUUAAACCACUUUGACCCUCUGUUGCCAUAAAAAGAUAGUUUGUUUGCAUACAGACAUUCCCACUUUAUGCACACCAGCCUUUUGUUUGUUGAUCCUGCUCCACUGUUUGACUUUCCAGUGUUUAUUCUGCACACACUGAACCUGUCUUCUUCCUCAUAUAUCUGCAGGUCCGGAGCCACAGCUUUAUAAUGUAAACUACAGUCCAGGGGAUGGAGCUGUAGGCUGUCCAGAGGAGUAUGAUGAGGUGAGGUACAACACGAGAAGCUCAGACUUUCCCUCUGUGUGUGUGUGUGUGUGUGUGUGUGUGUGUGUGUGUGUGUGUGUGUGUGUGUGUGUGUGUGUGUGUGUGUGUGGUACGUUUCGAUAUUGUGGGGUCACAUUCUGAACUCAGUGUGCACUCUCACUCUUCCCUCUGUAAUUCACAAAGUGGCUCGCAGAUCUAUCAUUACCUCUCUGUGAACAUUCCACAGACUGAACCCCCUGGUUUGGCUGACACUAAAUAGCAUCUGGCAGGCUAUGCUUUUGAGUAUUCUUUGACAAAUAUUGAAUUAGCUGGAAUGCGCGCUGAGUUUUUUACAUCUGUGCGGACGUGUGUUUUUACAGUUGUGGUCAGCAUAUCCAAAAUUCCUGGGUCCUCUUGUGCGCAGAACUUGUAUAUUUAACCAUCAUUGUUGCUUGCUUCGCAAAAUUGAAGUGUUUCUGCUAUUGUGUGCACUUCUGGCGCUGCCUGACUGUGACUGUUGUUUUAGUGGCUGAGCGCGGUUUCAGCGCCCUCCUUUGGCAGGGUUCAGAAGUGCAGGCCCCUGUAUUAUACACUGAAGAGCCAAUGGAUUCCUCUUACCUGAUCUCAAAGGGCUCCGGUGCUGAUUGUAAAAUCAACCAUUCAGAUCAAGUCUUUUGUGAGAAAAGCAUAUAAAAACUGCAUUUUUGUGGGUUUUUGUUAAGAACAAUAUAUCCUGAAAUAAUAUGACAUGACAUUUCAACAUAAAAAUUUCAUUAACAGAUCAAAGACUCUUGUGUAAAGUCCGUGUAGCACCACAGAGUCAAGAAAUCAUAACUGGAUUUGCUACAAACAUUGAAAUGCACAUAAUAAAAUAAAUAUUAAAGCAGGGUUUCUGCUGGGUCUUAAAAAGUCUAAAAAUGUCUAAAAUCCAAAAAAUUAGAAUUAAAGGCCUUAAAAUGUCUAAAAUUCUCUUAAAACCUCAUAAAAUGUCUUAAACACAAAUUUAAAAGGUCUUAAAAGUUUAUUGAUGUUACUUACAAAGAAAGAUUGAUUUGAAGUUGGUUUAAAAUGUUGUGAUUUUCCUUUAUGACUUUUGUACUUUUUUUUGUUGGUAUGGAUAUAAAAUGGAUCUUAAAUUGUACUCAUUAUGGUCUGAAUAAAGUCUUUAAUUUGACCUUUUGAAACCUGCAGAAACCCUGUAAAGACUCUCUACUGUCUUGUAUCAGUACCUGAAAUUGCUGAAAUGAUUCAUCAAUCUCCAGGUUUUAACAGCUGUUUGAUCUUUAGAGUUACGCAAUCUUUUCAGAAAUGCUACUGAUGGAUUUAUUUUAGCAGAGCUGCUAUGACUCUGAGCAAACAACCUUUAAUAUCUGAUGAUUUAUGAAGUCUCUUUGCUGUUUACUGGAAGCCCUCUGCAAAGUUUUGGGGAAGUUUGUGUUUAUGUUUGAAGCACUCGCCACACCUGUGCCCAUGGCCUUGUUUUUUCCCCCUCCAGUUUCUGGCAGAAAAGGGUUCCUCUCUCUCAAUGGCUGCGCUGUUCUCGCCCUGUUUGCUCUCAAAACAGGGAAGGUGAGGUUGUUCAGCUGAGGCCUGGCAGAAGAGAAAAGUAACGCCCCAUCCGCCCCUUUUUUCCUUAACUAAAUGUUUUCUUCCGUUGCUUACUUCUACGUUUCCAUCUCAAACUUUGAUUAGAAAUAGAAACGCUUAUAAACAUUAAUACUUGAAUUUUGUUUUUUCAUAUUUAGAGCUGUAACAGUGUGUUAGCUUUCUUUUGGCACACUGUCAGUCAGUUAUGACAAGCUGUUGUGAUGUACAGCCCUCCUUCGCUGUCUGGUCUGCGACAUGUAGAACAUGGCUUAAUGAUUUAUUCAGUCCCUCUGUGCCAGGAAGUGAAGCUCCCAGGAGCCAGGAAAGAUUAAACAAUCCUUCAGCUGAUCGGUGUUGCUCUUUAACUCGAGCCUCUCUCGCAGAAUGCUGGGCGAUUGAUCAUUAUAGCUGUCUUCGGCUACUUUUUGGACUUUGUCUCCUCCCCUCUGACCACCCAGUGGAGCUGAACGAGGUGUCACAGUAUUUUCCAUUUUUUUGAACGCGCCCUCACACACUCCCUCUCAGAGAGUGAAGGAGAGGGAGCAUAAGUAUGAGUUAUCAGGAGGCUCUGAUGGAAGGCCAGUUACUCUGUGUGUGAGCUUUGGUGGAGAGAAUGGUUCUGGGCAUGGUGGAUAGCCCUCUGGGCCCUGCUCCUCCUGACGCUUCUUUUGUAAUGGUAUGUCAGCCCUUCAAACAUGACUCACCUGUCUCGCCUUCACUCUUGCUUCACAGCUCUGAUACCUGUUAACAUUUCUCUGGUUGCUAAUCACUUCAGAUGUUGUUUUUUGGCUGUGAGCUUUGUAAUCAGCGUUUUGUUUUUGUCACUUGGAAAGCCUUAAAGCUCGCUCCAUUUGAUUGAACUUGUUGCUAAGAGGUGUUGAUGCAGCAGGUUCUGGAAGAGCCAUCUGAAUCUCAGCAGUCUGUCUGUGGAGUCUGUUUGUGCUCUAUGAUUUGUUUGGUUGCUGGCAUUGUUGUUGUCAGUGCCUGCUGACUAGACUUGGGCAUUUUAGAAAGGCUGCUUAUUUCUUACAUUUAGAUUUGUUGUUUGCUUUUUGCAUCUAUGUAAUCCUGAUUUGAUGCCAUAUUUAAAAAUCUGUUUUUGUUUUUUUUAGCUAUUGAGUACUUUUGUCUGAGUUGUGAUGGUAACCCGGUGCUUUACUCUCAGAUUUUAUAUGCAGGGUUCCUACACAAGUAUGGAAAGUAUGGAAAAGUAUGAAAAGUAUGGAAAUAAAUUUGAUCAAUUUCCAGGUCUUAAAAAGUAUGGAAGAUGAAAAAUAAAGUAUGGAAAAAUAUAUAUGUUUCCAGAUUAUUACCAAAGUUCUCAAAUACUGUUUUCUAAAAUAGAAAAGUAGGUAUUUCCAAAAAUAAAUCUAAAAAUUAGUAGGGCUGGGACAAUAUGCUUUUCUCCCAGUUCGAUUUUUCUACGAUUUUUUGGAUGCCAAUUUGAUUUAAAUUCCGAUUCCAAGACAUUGUCAAUUUCCUCGAUUUUUAGUCUGCAUUUUUAACACCAGUGAAACCGUUGAAUGAUUAUGAUUGUCUACUGACUAUUCCAGGAACCAUAUUUCCCCAAAAAAUACACCUCACAUGUAAGUCAGUUUUUAAGAUUUGAUUCUAAAUUUGAAAAAAAAAAAAAUCUAUUUUUGAACAUAAAAAAUCGAUUUAAAAUUGUAAAAUAGAAAAUUGCAAUACUUAUGCAAAUUGAUUUUUUCUCCCAUCCUUAUAAAUUGGGAUAUGGAAAAGUAUGGAAAUUCCAAAUGCGUAGGAAUCCUGUAUAUGUUCUUAAGAGUUCUUAUUAUCAAAACCGGAACACUUUGUGAGUCCAGCAUCCAGAUUAGUUAGUCAUUCAUGUUCAGAUUAGAGUCUUUGUAUCUGUUUACUGCUUGGUAGCAAAUAUGUGAUAUGCUUAUCCUUGUUUUCUCUCUGUUCCUGCAGCACAAUGAGGUGACAGACAGUGCAUACCUGGGCUCUGAGAGCACGUACAGUGAGUGUGAGACCUUCACUGAUGAGGACACGGGGGCCCUCGUACCCCCUGAGAUGCACGAGGAUGUUGAGACGGACAGCGGCAUCGAGGCCACUCUGCAUGAUCCUGAAGACGGUGGAAAUAGGUUGGUAAAAUUUCAGCUUCAGCAACAAACGUAGUGUUGAUCACUCAUGUUUUCUAGCAACUUGAGCUUUUUGUUUGGCCCUGCGUCCCUAAAUAAUUCCCAGCAAUAAACGGUAAUCCACUUAUCAUGAGAACAUCUACGUCAUAAUGCUGCUAAAUUUACUUUAAAUGUGUGUCAAAUCCUCAGCCCAGGGUUCGUACUGGACUUGCCCCACACUAACCUUUCACACAGAUCACGUGCAUCUGAGUCUUGCAUACUCAGCGCUGGAUCACUUGGGUCUAUUUGGGUCACCAGACAGGCAUUAGACAGCCACCACUUGAUCAGGGCAGUGCUUUUAGUUCCCUAAUAUCUACCAGCAGGAUAAGAGCCAUGUUCAGUUUUUUUCCCUCUUUUUUUUUGUAUGUACUGGUUAAAUGUAGCUCCUCACGUAACUGCACACCAUUUUUAGUCAGCGGCAGCACUCCACAUAGUCUGCUGGGACACUGACUGUAAAUGUUUUCUGCUGAGCAGGAAAGCUCCUUCAGAGAUAACUUGAAAUGCACGCAGUAUGAGUGCCAGAGACCUUGAACACAGAAAGCACCUUCACCAUUCUUUGGCAAAGUUGUUUGAGUAGGUCAUCAUCUGUAUCGGCUGGAAAGAGACUGAGUUGUCACUUACUGACAGCGCCUUUUAUUGGGAACAGUAGGUUAACUAUUUGUGAUGCUUUUCCAUCUGAAAAGUUUGUUCCUUUUUCCUGGAAUUGUUGUGUUUAUACAUAGAUGUGUUGAACUGUUCGAUCAUGGUUGUAGCCCAAACAGUAAUGGUCCUGUUAUUGCGAAGAGUUUCUCAUACUGGCUCACAGCUGUGCGUGCACUACAUUCAAGUUUGUCUACCAGUGAAAAGCUGAACUCAUGGUAGAGUCUAGGGUUGGGUGAUAAACCAAAAAUUUACCGAUACCGGAAUUUAUGACAAUAACCGACGUCAUUUUGCCCAUGUCAAUACAUUAGGUGUCUAAAAAAUAAAUAAAUAAAAGUUGGUUUUGGAUGUGUAGGUAGGCUAUAGUCUCAUGUCCCUUUAAGACGCUGUCCCACAUCAGAGACGUGACUCUACCCCAUCCAGUCCGUACCAAAGAGAGAAAGACGGGUAAGGAGAUGGAGGACAGUUCAGAAGUUGUAGCAGCUGGAGCGGCGGCUGAAGUAGACAAAGUUAAUGUGGGAGGGGGUGAGCAGCUUGUGGAGUAGUUAUCGUCCAUUUAUCGUUAUCGAGGUGAACUGCCCAGUAUAUCGUGAUAUUUAUUGAUAUUUAUGGUAGAGUAAUGGAUUUAUGAUAUGUCCUUGUUGAAAAUCCGGGUUGAUGAUAUUCAACCUGUGUGCUGGGAUUGGCUUGAAUUACCCUCAGAUGUUCUCACCAUGGAUUGAGUGAAUGAGAGAAUCAAGAGGAGCAUAGAAUUUGUGUCUUUUUAAAUAAAAUGUUCUGUAUUAAAAUGAGUUGGCGUCGUUAUUGUAGCGGAUAAAGGAAAAACAUUAUUGGAAAGUAACUGGACACUAUUCAAUGAUUAUUCGAAUUAUCCACCCACUUUUGCAGCCUGUCUCUCUCUUUCUAUAUUUGAAGACCUAUGAUAUCCUAGUUUUACCAUGCAAGGUCAUUUUCCCAUCAGUGUUUAACAUAAACGUUACAUCUUCACAUAGUGAUCAGUAAGGACUAAGUUGAACAUUUAUAUAUUUAAAGGUGCUGGUCUUUCAUGAACAUAUAGUUUUUAUUGUGGAGUGUUUGAGAAGUUUGCCUUCUGAUUCAAGUUGCAUUCGUCCUCUUUUUUUUUACAUAAAAGGCCAGCUGCUGCUUUGUCUCCACAAAAACGUUCCUGUUGGGUAGUAUUUGAGGCAAACACAAGGGAGGAAGUGCAGAGAAGUGAGGCCUCUUUUGCUGACUGUGUGACCUGGCUGUCCGGCUCCAUGACGGAUUGGGGUGCUCUGCCUGACAUGGAUGUGUUUGGACUUCCCAUUCCAUGAUUGAGCCUUGAAUUCCAGGAAGCAUUGAGUCAGCACUUUUUUUUUGUUGUUGUUUUCCCUUUUUCCCUUUCCGUUGUAUGGGCUAAUCUGAUUCUCUCCACUUACUCAUACCAUCGUGCCACCAAAGCUGCUGCUGCUGACUGGGAAAAAGCUUUGACGCUUUAUGUAUGACUGUACAGACUUAAGAUUCUCUCAUUUCUGCCUGUUUACCAAAAAUCGAACACUCAUCACUUGUUCCUCCUCCUCCUCCGCAGUAGCGCUUCUGACUUAUCAGAGACCUUUCCAUGCCCGUCAAAAGCCUGUCAGUUAGUUGGUGCGGAUAAGCAAAACAUCUGCUCGUAUAAAAAAAUAAAUAAAGCGUUUAAGGGAUUAACCCAGUCAGAAACUAUUACAGUGAAUCAACACUGACUUUGAGCAACGGCAACAAAAAGGUCAGUAAGUAAUCAGAGAUUUUGAAGUGCUGCCUGGUUAGCCUUGCUAGCUCUGGCCCUGUUUAGGGUAGCAGUAUAUGCACUGGACUAGGGAUUAAGAAUUUAACAGGAUUAGCCUCCCCCGCCCUCUUCUAUCCUACCCAUGUCCCCACACACAUUUGGCCUUCAGAUGGUCAGCAGUACUGUCUGUUGGCUGUUGCUUAGCUUAAAAUCUGAUUAACCCACUCACAGUCAACCCUCUUUGGUUCGACGACAAGUCAGCCGAGUGGCACAGAUGAGGGAAUAUCAGUCAUGUGGAGUUGAAGAUUAGCAGCUUGUUAGAGCAGCAAGUUUUCCGAGUAUUGUUUCUUUCUCCCAACCGGAGGGUCCUUUUUUUUUCCUUUGCAAAGUGGUGUAACCUGUGAAACUUCAGGAUUCCACUCUGGUUGUCCGGGGUUUUGACUCCAGUUGCUCCACGGCUUUCACGCCAGGGCAGUGGAGGGCGUUUAAAGAUGCGAUCUCUCUCUUCGCCAUCCCUCUGCGUUAGGGAUCUCAGCAUGGGGCCAAACAAUAAGGGGUGAGUGACACAGAAGUUGACAGUGCUUCUUUCGACCCAGUGUUGUGGAAGUUUUGCUCCUGAAACUACAUUUUUGUCAGGUUUAAAGAAGUAGAAAUUGAAAUUAGAGUCAUGAUAAGAUCUAGAUCUUCACAUCUUUUCAAAGCUGUGGUGAUGUUUGGGUUUUGAAUUGACAGAGAUCUUAAUGGGAUCUAUGAUGGUGUGCUGAGAAAGCAAACUUUUCUGCUGAUUUGGACAUCCUCCUCCUGUGUGCGCUCAAGAAUAUCCAACACUUCCUUUCGGACGACAGGAAAGACUGGCUUUCCAGCUUUCCUGGUAGCCACAGAUCAUUCACUUUAGCCCUUGUAACUCUGUCUAAUUCACAUCAAAGACUUCCAGAUCCAGAUCAGGUUUUGUCCACUUUUCUAAGAUUAUCAGUCUUAAAUGUUUGGGCCAUAUAGAGAUAUAGGAAAGUUCCUCUCACAGGUCUCGAAUGAUUCUUUCUAACAAUGGUGUUAUAUGCUGAGUGUGAACAGAAGCAACCUUUGGGAUUAAUGACAUUGAACAGAUUAACUUUGGCAAGAAGUGAUCUUCCAACUUGUCCAGAUUGCAGCUAUUUGGGUAGAUUAAUUGUGCCUGUUGGGGAUUUACAAAAGACUAGUUUCCUGGGUACAACACACGCAAUCUGUCGCCAGCUUUUUUCUUUUCUUACGCACGGUUGUAAAGAUACUCCUGCUUAAAUUCUGGGCAGGUUUAUUUUCUUUACAUAAAGAGAAUUUACGUAAACUCAGGUUGUGGUGUCUUAAAUGUAGAUUUGUGUGGCUGUUUAUUCCAAGCUAAAGUCCAUUUUUAUCCAACCUAAACCUGGCGCCUUCCUCUAUUUUUGCUCCAGACCUUAAAUUAACUACACUGUUGUUGUUUACACAAGUAAGCUCAUACAAACACUAACACACUAAUCCAUUCUUACAUGACCCACAGGUUUUCCCUGAACUCGGAGCUCCACAACCACUCACUGGUGACCGUCAUCGGCGGAGAGGAGGAGCACUUUGAAGACUUUGGGGAGAGCAACACAUCUGAGUUGCUGCUAGAGAGCAGCGUGGAGGGGACGGAGAGGGAGGCUGACUCCUCGCUGGAGCAGCCAUCCGAGAAGGUCAAUGGCUCCUCACUGCUGUCUCCGAGGUACGAACAAGUCUUCACCCACACGACUAAACCAAAAAGUUGCAUAACAUAAAUAAGGGCGGCCUAAGUUAUUCAACUGUGCAAAUGACAUCUCAAAUUGCUGUCAUCAUUCUAGUUAUCUGUCCCUCCUGAUAAGAGGUGUGACACUGUUAAUCUCUCAGCUGUAUUUUACUACUUUAAAGCCUUCAGAGAAAAUAUUUCUGUUUCAAGAAAGACUCUGAGGACAAACUUUGAUAAGAAAUAUCUGGCGACGUCCUUCCUGCCCUUAUCUGCCUUUUGUUCCUGUGAAGGCCGAGAUACAUAAUAUGAAUACAAAGUUCAUUCCAUCAGACUUACGCUCUCUGUUACUAAGUUAACAAAAAUGUGUUUUUUUCUUGAGUUUAAUUCUUUUCUAAAAUGGUUACAUUAGUGGUUUAAAUUGUUUUAAUCUGUACUGAGAUCUGAAAACUGGUAUUUGUUGCCAAGGGAGGGACAGAAAACCGAUCAUUUACUGCACUGAAGUCAUCUUAGGGAGUAUCUCAAGCUCUGCCCCCAGCAUGCUGUUGUAUAAUACAGACUGACUGUAGCCAUGUGAGGUGUCAAACACAAGGAUACAGUUACACUGAAACACAUUCCCCAUAGUAGCAUUUCUUUGUGUUUAUUGUCGCCUUUUCCUAGUCAUGUUUGUCCCCCUCUUUCCUCUGUGUUUUUAUCAGAGACACAUUGUUGGAUAAUGCAACAUUCCCAGUAGGAACAAAGCUAACUGUAAUUAUUCAUAUCGCAGUGAUAAUACUGAAAAAGUUAGUCAAACUGGAGGGGCUUUAAUUGUUAAAAUUAGAGGUGUCCUGAUACGGUAUUUAUGUUGGUUAUUGGUCUGAUAUUAGCAAAAAAAUGAAUAUCGGAUUAUAUCAGCCUGCAUCUUAAAUCUCUGAUAUCAGCACUCCGAUACAAGCUGUCCAUUCCAGACUCCUCUCCGGCACCUCGAUCCAGCAUGCAGAGUCCAUGUAAUCACAACAACAGUGUGUACUAAGGUACUAACAAAGUAGCAAGGAGUAGGAGUGAUGUCGGCCUUGUGGCAGUAUUUUUUGUUUCAGGCCAAAAAAAGACGUUGCAGCUGAGUGAAAAACUUGUCAUGCAUAAUUUUGUGCCAAUAUCGGAUCAAUAUCAGUAUCAGUCAAUAUUGAAGGCAACAAUAUGGGUAUUGUAUUUGAAGUGAAAAAGUUGUACCAGGACACCCCUAAGUAAAAUAGAUUUGAUGCUUUUCGGUUUAUGAUGAUUUUUUUUAGCUAUAUAAAGAAGCUUAAGAUACUCAAAAGUAAUGCAGUCUGUUAUUGUGGCAUUGAGGUAAUAGAAACCUGAAAAUUAAAGCACUGAGGGGUCAAACAAAUACACAUUACUGAAAAUGUUUCCUUUGUUAUUAGGUCUUCAUGAUUCGGGGAGGGCUUUGAUACCUUUUUUCCACAGAUAGAGCAAGGGACCAACAGAAUCAGUUGUAGCCCCUAGUGAACGGGCCAAAUGAUUUAACGGUUAUUAAACCUUGUGUAUUGCUGGUUUGUUUGAUUGUGCAAUAUGCCUGGAGUCACCCUCUGGAGGGAAACUCCAGGCAUAUUGGUUGCAGGUAGUGGGUCAGUAGCCAAUACCAAUCAAAGUUACAGUAGUAUGAGCUGAGCUGCUGCACUGCAAACCUGACGUGGUAAAAACAGACGCUACCUGAAAGAAAGAGCUUCACAAGGAGUGCUUGUUUUGGACUGUGCAGAAAGUAAUGGAAGUCGUCAUGCAGGAAGACAGUUUGAACCCUUUCCUUCCUCGACUAACGACUUUGUCAUAUACAUGCUGGUGUGACAUGUUACCAUAGCGAUGCCUCCUCAAAUAUCACUGAAAUAAUGAACUGGUCAAAUACAGUCAGUACAUUAAGUGCAGUAACAGUAUGUAUGCAUGUGAUAGCAUGGUGUACAAGUUGUGCACUGAGAAAAACACAAAGAAAAAAAUAACCACAUCCCACAUAUCUCACCCACUCAGUGAGAAUGCGUCACUGUGUUUUCGAGCCAGUCCCGCUCAUCACCGGCUCAUGUAUCAGUGCUGCCUACACACACACACCCACACAUUUAUCUUUUUUACAUAUCACAGCACUUUGACUACAUGUACGAACAGUUGGGUCGACUCUUUUGUACGAGAAACACACACAUAUACCCCGCUGUAGGCAUUGUUUAACAGAGCUGUCCUUCACACCCCUCUGAGGAAAAGGGCUUAAUAGUACGACAGCGCUUAUGACCAUCAAGUGACACUUGCUCAAAGUCUGCCAGGCCACGUUUCUGCCUACAUAAACAAGAACGUUUGCCAGCUGGUUGCAUAAUUCAGACCUGACUGGCUGGCUGAAUGAACAAUCAGCUAGCAGAGGUGAAGUGAGGAGAGGGUGCAGACUCGAACAAUGAAGUAAUAAGCUGUGUGUUUCAUUUAUUUGCUCCACAGCUUACCGUGUUUUGAUGAAUGAAGCUAAAUUGUGACCUUUCUGUAGGUUUUCUAAGCCUCAGAACACACAUUCUUUCUCCUUUCUGUCCUUACACUAGCUCAGAAUCACACCGCAGUCUGUUUCAAAUCCUUCCCACUCGAGCCCUCACACUUUCUUUCCUCAGAUUCUCCUGUAAAAUUCACUAACACGCCACUUUCACCCUCCGAGGUGAGCUAUCUCACCCUCAGUGCACCCCUUCUUCUCAAUCACUCACCACUUCCUCCUCCUUUUUCCUCUCCUGUUUUUUUCCCUUCUUCUCUCCAGCGCACCCGCUCCUCUCCCUGACUGCUUUCAGAGCUUCCUCAGGGAGGAGGCGCUGGACUUUUUCUGUAGCCAGUGUCACAAACAAAUAAGUCGUCUCGAAGACCUCUCCACCCGCCUCAAUUUCCUAGAGAUGACUAGGUAACACGUCAUUCACCACCCACCCCCGACUCUCAGCUGUGUGAACAUGUUUGCAGUGAUUAGAGUCAGUAUCAUGCAUGUACUCAUAAUGUAUGCAUGACACUGUGGCCGAGCAACACUGUGGUGUGUAUUGUGUGAUAAACUGAGCUUUAACUCAUAUUACUGAGUAUUUUUUUUUGUUUAUUUUAGGUGUGUUUUAACCCAUCUUUUUCCACCCUAGUUUUUGUGCAAGUAUUUAAGAAUUUUAAGCCUUUACUGUUUUAAAAAAAAAAAAAUUCUACAGUAUGAUUUGUUUAUAAAACGGUCUUAUUCUUCUCCUCUCUAUCAGAGCUUUAAGCAGAAUCAUGAAUCACAAAUAAAUCAUUAAAAACAUUUUCCUCAUUGGCAGAAAAAAAUAAGAAUAUAGAUUGCGAAUGUUAAAUUAACUGAAAAAGGUUGCAGAAAUAUGAAAUCUCUAAAUCUCACAGGUAAGUGUUUGAUUCAUAUUGACACGCCAUCAUGCCAUUACCUUCAUGCUUCAUUUGAGUUUUGAGGAAUGACUGACCGCUGGUAGAGAAGAGGAACCAUUCAAAGAACCCGCUUUUAUCAGAAAAGACCUGCUGAUCCAGGAUUACUGAGCAGUAGCUGCAUUACAGAAACCUAGUUAUACUUGAACCCUACUUAACGGCUCAAUUUUGGAUUUAACUGUGAUGAAUCAAAACACCAAUUCCAAAUAAGUCUUGAUGCUCUGUAAAAUGUUCAUGAAGAAAGAUUUUGAUGGUUUGCAAGAAAUUGAAACCCUUUUUUAUUGAAACUUGAGAAAAAGCAACAUAUCAAAUGUGAAAUCUAAUUGAUUCUGUGUGGAAAAAUAUAUACUUUUUAAAAUUUUGACUGUUGUGUUGCAUUACCUCUAUUUCUAACAACACUCUGUAAAUGUUUGGGAACCACAGAAACCAGUUUCUGAAGGGAAAUAUUGUCCUUGGCUUGCCUGUUCGAAGGUUUUUAGUGGCUUGACAGUUUAGGAUCUCUUGCUGUGCUUCUUGUUUCAUGCUAUGCCAAUAGUUUAGCAUCUGACUUCUACUACAGAGCAUUACUUUUGUAAUGUGUGCAGAAUGUGUUUGGCACUUUCUUGCUGAAAGUGGCAUUGUUAGGACAUCAGCAUCCAAAACCUCUUUAUAUCGUUAUAAUGACUCAUUAAUGAUGCCUUCCCAGAUGUGUAAGCUACCCAUGCAAUGGGUGCCUUUGCAUAUAUUAUCACAGAUGCUGGCUUUUCAACUGUGUGGAGUUUGGUCCCAAAGCCAUGAUUUUCAAAACAAAUGCCAAAUUUCUAGACUAUGAAGUAUAAAAUUUUGAUUUUUAAUGUGUGGUCUUUGCAUUUAUUUCAAUUAAAUAUAAAGUUUUAGAGAUUUUCAAACCACCAAAAUAAAUGGUUUUUUUUUACAGUGUCCUAAACUUUUUGGAAUUGGGGUUGUGAUAUGUUCAAAAGACUACAAAUCUGUCUGUGGUGUUCCAUGUUUCUCCAUUAAGUGAAACAGAUCCUUGAUCAGCACUUGUUCGAGACUCAAUAGGCUGCUGUGUUUGUGUUAGACUGCUGUGAUGUGUGACUUUGUUAGUACAAAACCACCUUAUCAAGCUCUGGUAACUACUAUCAGAAAGAGGGGGUUUGUGUGGGUCAGACAAAUACCAGGAGAUGAUGUCUUUCUGCUAUCCCUUCUCUCUUCCUGACCAUUUUUCCUGUUGUUUUGUUCCCUCAUUCAGUGCUGGUAAGAGGCUGUCCAGCAAGAAAGUAGCAAGGUAAGCAGAAAAUCGUCGUUUAGUUUGAGCAUGAAAGAGUUUCUAUUCCUGGUAUCAGUUUGUUACAAACCAUCAAACUGCACAGUUGGGGUAAAUUCUCUCCUUCCAUGUGCAGACAUCUCCUCCAGAACAGCUCCAUGACUCUGGACACGAUGAGUGACUUGACGAGAGACAUCCUGGAGCUCGCUGACAACGACAUCACAGACAAGGUGAGAACUCAUCUGCCAGGAAGUAAACUAAAUCUUUUACACAUUAGUACCCGGAAGCUGUGAGGAAUUCCCUGUCGUACCUGGUUAAUUUCAUGACAGUUAGAUCUAACAUUAAGUAACCUUACAUUCUUUCCAGGUGCUCCUCCUUGAGCGUCGAGUGGCUGAGCUGGAAAAGGAGUCGGAGGCGUCGGGGGAGCAGCAUGGGAGGCUACGCCAGGAGAACCUUCAGCUGGUGCACCGGGCAAACGCUCUGGAGGAACAGCUGAAGGAGCAGGAGCUCCACGCUGACGAGCAAAUGCAGCAGGAGACCCGGCGUCACAAAGAGGCGCUGGUCAAACUGGAGCGAGAGAGGGGACUGGAGGUGGAAAACAUACAGGCCAGGUGAUUAGAUAAAAAAAUUAGUUAAACACUUCAAUGUCCAACAUUUAGUUUUAUUCUAUCAUGGAGUCACAUUUAUCUGUGUAGUCUUUUUGGAGAGUAAGAACUGCUAAUCACUAAAAACAAGAUACAUAUUUUCAUUAAACUUGUUUGAUGAGUCUUUAGUUUGUACUUUCUGGUGUAUUGGUAUUGGAUUUUAAAUGAUCUGUUUAUUGCAAAGCCAGUGUUUAACAUGUUGUUUACUGAGAAACCUCUGGCUCUACACUGCCACCCUGUGGUCCUAAAUAAGCACUGCACAUAAGCUAUUUUCCAUGGUAAAACACUGAACUAACACUGAACUUCGUGUAUUUGUUUCUCAGGCUGCAGCAAAUGGAUGAGGAGAACAGUGAGCUGAGGUCAUGUGUUCCCUGUCUGCGUGCGAACAUCGAGAGACUAGAAGAGGUGAAGCUAAACGUCUCACACAGUCUCCUUGUUUUUUCUGUCGCCCGUUUGAAUCAACACGCUCACUGUCUGUUUUGGUUUGAUUUUGCAGGAGAAGAGGAAGUUGCAGGACGAGACAUGUGUCAUGUCUGACAGGCUGCAAGAUGAGACGGAGUCCCGCCAAAAAAUGGCCGACAAAUUGAGCCAUGAGCGCCACCAGAACCAGAAAGAGAAGGAGAGCACGCAGGAGGUGAGGCCGGUUUCACUGUAUACAAAACAAACAGGACUCUGUGUUCAAAAUGUUACAAUCAGGGUGAAGUUCCACAACACUUUCCUGUGGCAAAUGUUCCUGUCUGCGUUUUACUGACUCUGGAUUUACUAACCCUCAGCUCAUUGAGGACUUGCGUAAACAGCUUGAGCAUCUCCAGCUCUACAAGCUGGAGGCUGAGGCGAAAAGAGGGCGCACGCCAGGCGCUGGUCUACAGGAAUAUCAGACCCGCACCCGUGAAGCUGAGUUGGAGCAGGAGAUCAAACGACUGAAACAGGUAAAACCUACAUUCGAAAAUGUAUUUCAGCUCUUUUUCUCUUAUGCCGUCACUCUGCUUUUCGGACCCUGUGUAACUUUCAAUGGGACCUUUCCAGGACAACCGCAGCCUGAAGGAGCAGAACGACGAGUUGAACGGCCAGAUCAUCAACCUGAGCAUCCAGGGAGCAAAGAACUUGAUGUCGGCCUCAUUCUCCGAUUCCCUGGCAGCUGAGAUCAGCUCCGUGUCCCGUGCAGAGGUACUCGAACAGAAACGAUUACACACCACAUUGGUUAUUCUGUCACCUCCCUCUCCUCCACUAACUCAUUUUUCUUUGUCCUCAGCUGAUGGAGGCUGUUCACAAACAGGAAGAAAUCAAUUACAGGCUCCAGGACUACAUCGACAAAAUCAUUGUGGCCAUCAUGGAGUCCAACCCCUCCAUCCUUGAGGUUAAAUAG
This is a messenger RNA of Xyrichtys novacula (pearly razorfish), 26092 nucleotides long. Lineage: Eukaryota; Metazoa; Chordata; Actinopteri; Labriformes; Labridae. The record is from the annotation of a GenBank genome assembly.